Molecule: messenger RNA, 1263 nt
Organism: Owenia fusiformis
Lineage: Eukaryota; Metazoa; Annelida; Polychaeta; Sabellida; Oweniidae
Source: the annotation of a GenBank genome assembly
GAGAGUUCGAAUCAUCCUACUCAAAUUGGAAAACUAUUUCACAAAGUAGGUGAUAUGAAGUUUAUACCUGACAACAUGAUUCCUGGGGUUGGACACAUAAAGAAUAUGAUAACCCGUUCUAUUGUGGAAUGCAGUCUCCAAUGUGUAAAAACAAAAAAAUGCGCCCAGAUUAACGUUGAAAAAGUGACAGAGAGAACAUGGAAUUGCGAUUUAUUUGGAUGGGGCACUGGCUCAAAAGUAAGCAGUCCGGGUCAUCAACAUUACACUAUGAUGUUUAGUGAAUGCAAGGGCGGUUUUCUAACAAACAUUUACAACGGGUCAGCGUAUUGCUUUCACCAAGGGCCCUUGAAUUGGACUGACGCAGAGAUCAAAUGCCUUGAGUAUGGAGCGCAUUUGGUAACCAUAGAGACCGAAAGUGAAGAAAUAGCCCUAGAGACUCAUGCAUUUACAUAUGGCCAAAAUAAUCUAUUCUUUCACAUUGGCCUUAAUGACCGAGCUGUUGCGAAUGACUACAUCUGGACAGGAUCGAGGAAAAGUGCUACAUAUUAUGCUUGGGGCACAGAUGAACCGAACCCAGACGAUGAUUCACACUGUAUUGCUUUAUCUUCCUAUCGGAAUUAUAAAUGGGCCGAUAUCCCAUGCUCUACCUAUAAAGUUGGUUUUAUUUGUGAACAAUAAGUAUAUAUAACAAUUAAUGGACAAGGAAUGUGAUAACUGUUUGAAUAGAAAAAAGAAAGAUCGAAUACGGGAAAUGUAGGUUUGAACUCGAAUAUAAAACUGAAAAGUUCAAGCAAGAAAAAUGCACAAGAGUUUAUACAAAAAAUAGUUUGAUGUGUUUUUCUUACUUGAAGUUAUCAACACUUGCUUUGAUUUUUUUCCUAUUUGCUGUUUUUAAAAGAUUUUGAGGUAUAUACAUUUUUCUUGUUUGAUGUUUUAAACAUAAUUUCAAAUAUAAAGAAUGAAUCAAAUGUGAUAUUAACAUUGGAUUUUGAUGCUUUCCGACCAAUUAGUGUGUAUAUGGCAUAGUAAGUAGAGCAUAAUAUAUGUUCGGGCAUGGCUUUUCGUUAAUAGUGCAUUUCAAAAAUAUAUAUUUGCAGUGUACAUGUAGACAAAAGAAUGAUAUAGCAUUUGUUUCCCAAAUGGCACAAGGCCCAAUUUACGACAAUUGUUAUUUCAAAUAUGUACAACUGACCUAUCAAUCUAUUCCUUACGAUCUCAAAUACAAUACCUCCUAAAAGAUCUGCAAUAUGUUUUAAAUUGGUG